GAUCGAUCCAACCGAAUGCAUGGGCCAGCGGGUAGCAUAUGGCGGCACACUAUAAAUUGGAGGCCACCCCUGUGCGUCUCGUCCCAUCCAACUCAUCUCAGGAUCGAGUUGUGUACGUUUGUAGUGUGCUGCUCUCUCUGCUACCUUGUGUCGAGAUGGCCGGAGUGGUGAUCACCGGGCGGGCCUUGGUGGCCGCCGUCGCUGUCGUGGUCGCCGUUUUGCUCGGCGGAGCGGCGGAGGCGCAGCAGCUGUCCCCCAACUUCUACUCGAGGACGUGCCCCAACCUGGCCACCAUCGUGCGGUCCGGGAUGGCGUCCGCCGUGCGGACGGAGCCCCGGAUGGGGGCCUCCAUCCUUCGCCUCUUCUUCCAUGAUUGCUUCGUCAAUGGAUGUGACGGCUCGAUCCUGCUUGACGACACGUCGACGUUCACCGGCGAGAAGAGCGCCGGCCCGAACGCCAACUCGGCCCGCGGGUUCGAGGUGAUCGACGCCAUCAAGACGCAGGUGGAGGCCUCCUGCAAGGCCACCGUCUCCUGCGCCGACAUCCUCGCCCUCGCCGCCCGCGACGGCGUCAACCUGCUGGGUGGGCCAACGUGGAGCGUGGCGCUGGGGCGGAAGGACUCGCGCACGGCGAGCCAGAGCGCGGCGAACAGCAACCUGCCGGGGCCCGGGUCGAGCCUCGCCACGCUCAUCAGCAUGUUCGGCAACCAGGGCCUCUCGGCGCGCGACAUGACGGCGCUGUCGGGCGCCCACACCAUCGGCCGCGCCCAGUGCCAGUUCUUCCGCAGCCGCAUCUACACCGAGCGCAACAUCAACGCCUCCUUCGCGUCGCUCCGGCAGCAGACGUGCCCGCGCUCCGGCGGCGACGCCAACCUCGCGCCGUUCGACGUGCAGACGCCCGACGCCUUCGACAACGCCUACUACCAGAACCUCGUGUCGCAGCGCGGCCUGCUCCACUCCGACCAGGAGCUCUUCAAUGGCGGCUCGCAGGACGGCCUCGUCAGGCAGUACAGCACCAACCCCUCCCAGUUCUCCUCCGACUUCGUCUCCGCCAUGGUCAAGAUGGGCAACCUGCUGCCGUCCUCCGGCACCGCCACGGAGGUCAGGCUCAACUGCAGGAAGGUGAACUAAUUAAGGAUGAUAAACCCCAAUUCCCAUCGCAUUGCAUUUGCAGGUGAUCAUUUCCGAUGAUCACCGUCUUCGCCGACGCCCUGGGAACCAAUGCGCCGGUGAGAUAUCAAAACACAAGAAGAGACGAAACGUGAAAUACUUGUUUGAUAAUGUAUUACCACAAAGUGUAAUAAUGUGCGACGCUUAUAUAUGAUGAUAUAUACCAUGGUAAAUUAUCGCAACCACGACAAUGUAUUUUUUUUAUGAUGCAUGAUAAUACAAUCCUUGCUGUUAAAGAAAA
Molecule: messenger RNA, 1410 nt
Organism: Oryza sativa Japonica Group (Japanese rice)
Lineage: Eukaryota; Viridiplantae; Streptophyta; Magnoliopsida; Poales; Poaceae
Product: peroxidase P7
Biological process (GO): hydrogen peroxide catabolic process; response to oxidative stress
Molecular function (GO): peroxidase activity; heme binding
Source: RefSeq, a predicted model, not a curated record